GACCAACAACUUGUUUCUAUUCCAGAAGCGAUUACAGCAUUAAAUAUGGUUGUGAAAUCUCUUUUUCUCUUCAAGUUUUUGUCUUUCACAAUGACCGCAUCAUCUCUACAUUUUAUAGAUCAUUCUCCGAUGAAUUGUUCUCAAGAGGAGCUAGCAUGCACGGUUCAAGUGGGUAACUGCUCAAAUGAGGGUUGGGUGAUGUCACGGGUGAAUGCCCCAAGAUCUCCACAGAGCGUAACUUCAAAGGUAACAGCUAAAAAAGAUCAAGGUGGACAGUAUGCGCCUGUUCUACAGCUGACAUGGAGUCAAUCACCUGAUGGUAGCAUAUACUUCAUCAAUGGGACUGAAGUCUGUGUAGUUGAAAUAGCUACAAAUAAGAGUGAGUGCGUUUGUUACAUCUUUCUCAAUAAACUGCCAUGGACAAAAAACCUGAAGAAUGAAAUGUGGACUUUUUCUUUGGACGGAGUUGUGGUCUACCUGGGUUUUAAAUACCAGAUCUUUGUAACCAAUUUACCAAAGUCAGACAUAGGAAGCUACACAAAAGAAAUCAACGUCACAGUUCCAGAGAACCUUUGGAAUCCUAAGCUUGUGUGGGUAGUCGAAAAAAUGAAGGAAAGCAACCUGGUGAUAACAAUAAACUUUAAACCAGAAACGUUUUCUGACCAAUUCAAAGUCUCUAUGCUCAGUCCUGACCUUCAUCUAAAACUGUCUCACAUUAUCCUGAAGGCCAACCAGACAUCACUGAAAGUUAAUUUUACACUGGAACCAAAGCAGAUAACUGACUGCGGUUUGUACUUGGUGAUUCAGCCACUCUCUGUUCAAUGUUUGAAUAACUGUCUGGAUUACAAAGAGAAAGUUGAUAUUUGUCCAUAUCUUCCAAAAGCUCCUGCUGAUUUUACAGUUUUGGUGAUACUGGUAUCGCUGAUGGUUACAUUGGCUGUGGUUUCUUCCUGCACUGCGUUCUUGCAGUACAAACAUUUCCAUAAAGCCGCCCUCUCCUUAGACAGCUCUACCUGUGCAAAACCUAAACUGGAAUGCAAACCUGUUCAAGAGCAUAGAAGGGUCUUUAUUAUCUACUCUUUGGACCACCCCCUGUACAAAGACAUCAUCCUGAAAUUAUGUGCCUUCUUGAGGGCUAAGUGUGGCACAGAUGUUACCCUUGAUCUCCUGGAUUCAUCUUGGCUCGGCACCAUCGGUAGAAUUCAAUGGCUGGACAUGCAAAGAGAGCAGAUCUGCAAGUCUUCGGAUAAAGUCCUGGUCUUGUGCUCUCCAGGCGUGUAUGCAAAAUGGAGAGCGAUGUGCGGUGAGCAAACUGUUCGACUGAAGGAGGACGCUUGUUCACCAAUAGGAGACAUGCUCACGCCGGCCCUGAGCCUCAUCAUACCGGAUUUCGCUUACGCUUCGUCUUUUCACAAGUACAUAGUGGCUUAUUUCGACGAUGUGUGCAGUGAGAACAACGUACCUGCACCAUUUAACACUGUGGUGAAGUACAAACUGAUGAAGCACUUCGAAGAACUCUACUUUAGGAUCUUAGGAGUGGAAAAACACGAGCCGGGGUGGAUUAAAUGCGUCGAGGGCAUCAGAGAGAACGAUUACUUCACUUGUCCAUCAGGAAGAGCCCUACGAGAUGCUAUUGAAGCAUUUCACAAAUACCAGCUGAAGAAUCCAAACUGGUUCAAAAUGGAGCUUUUGGGUACUGAUGAUGAAGGUGAGGCGGCCAGCUUUGAACCCAUCUGUCCUAUGGACAUCAGCUACAAUGCUGUCACAGCAUGUUAUGAAGUGACUGAAGAGCAUGGAGCACAAACAGGUGUCAAUAUGAUAAAGCGUUGCAAUGAAAAUGAGCACAUUUUAACGACUUCCACUGAAGAGACAGGCAUAAUACUAAAUAAACCAUCUUUAGUUGUUACCACAGACGUUCAGUUCAGUAGUCCGGUACUGAAUAGUUUGACAACCAUUGAUGUGAAAGAGAUACCAGCAACAAAAAAAUGUGGCACAAAAUAUUUUAUGCUUACCACCUCUGUAAACCCUUGUGAACAUCUUUAAACAGACAUAACUAUGAUCUAUCUGUUUUUUAUAUAUAUGUAUUAAAAGGUAUAUAUCUUUGUUUACUAGCAGUUUCUAAAGGGUUUAAGGUUUGUUUCCCAAUUACUUACUAUUUAUUCCUAAGUUUUAGUAACUAGUCAUA
Molecule: messenger RNA, 2185 nt
Organism: Triplophysa rosa
Lineage: Eukaryota; Metazoa; Chordata; Actinopteri; Cypriniformes; Nemacheilidae
Product: interleukin-17 receptor A
Exons: 10
Coding region: 46-2043 (665 amino acids)
Molecular function (GO): interleukin-17 receptor activity
Source: RefSeq, a predicted model, not a curated record